Messenger RNA from Capsella rubella, 1504 nucleotides. RefSeq names its product transcription factor Pur-alpha 1. Lineage: Eukaryota; Viridiplantae; Streptophyta; Magnoliopsida; Brassicales; Brassicaceae. The transcript has 5 exons. Bases 154 to 1041 code for a protein of 295 amino acids. Gene Ontology annotation, molecular function: DNA-binding transcription factor activity, RNA polymerase II-specific; purine-rich negative regulatory element binding; RNA polymerase II transcription regulatory region sequence-specific DNA binding. Gene Ontology annotation, cellular component: nucleus. The record is from RefSeq and is a predicted model, not a curated record. Gene Ontology annotation, biological process: regulation of transcription by RNA polymerase II.
UCACCUCCACAACAUUUGUUUUUCACAUUCUCCAAUCGCACUUGCUUUACCUCUCUCUCCUUCAGAUCAGACGUCAAUUUCAACUCUCCCCAGUGAAGAGAAGAAGAGAUUUCACCGGCAACUUCUACUCCGAUCGGUCAAUUGAAGAUUGACAUGGAAUCUAAUUCUGGCGGAGGCGGAGGAGCUGAAGGCGGAAGAGCCACAGCUGGAGGAGGAGGAGGGAGCGAUGUUGAAUUGGUGAGCAAGACGUUGCAGGUUGAGCAUAAGCUUUUCUAUUUUGAUCUUAAGGAGAAUCCUCGCGGAAGGUAUCUGAAGAUAUCGGAAAAGACGUCGGCGACGAGGUCAACCAUCAUCGUUCCUUCCUCCGGCAUCUCUUGGUUCCUCGAUCUCUUCAAUUACUACGUUGAUUCCGACGAACACGAGCUUUUUAGCAAAGAAUUGCAGCUUGACUCCAAGGUGUUUUACUUCGACAUCGGUGAGAACAGAAGGGGCCGCUUCUUAAAGGUGUCAGAAGCAUCAGUUAGUAGAAAUCGAAGUACCAUUAUUGUUCCAGCUGGAAACUCUCCUGAUGAAGGGUGGGCAGCUUUCAGGAAUAUCUUGGCUGAAAUUCAUGAAGCAUCUGGACUUUUCGUGAUGCCGAACAAGAAACCUUCUGAUGGACAGGAACAUCUGGUUGGACUUUCAGAUGAUGUUGGAGCUGGAUUUAUACCUGGCCAUGGUAGUCAGCAGCCAUCUUCUUCAGAACACACUGUGGAUCGAGCAAUUGAUUCGCCAGGACAGGAUGAAACGGCAAUGACGGGUGUUUCUAAAGUAAUCAGAGCUGACCAGAAACGGUUCUUCUUUGAUCUCGGGAACAAUAACAGAGGACACUUCCUGAGGAUAUCUGAGGUGGCAGGUUCUGACAGGUCCUCCAUCAUUCUACCAUUAUCGGGUCUUAAGCAGUUUCACGAAGUAAUUGGUCACUUCGUGGACAUCACCAAAGACAAGAUUGAAGGUAUGACAGGUGCCAAUGUCAGAACAGUUGACCCUCCUCAGAGAUAAGUAUUGAUUCUUUUUAGAGGAUGGAAUCUCCGAUCUUCUAAUAAUUUGAAUCUGGCUACUUCAAGUAGCUGUCUGAACCUCGGUGUGCAAUAGUUUGAAGUAAUUUCUCGCCCCUUCACAGCCUCUAAAAUAACUCAGCAGGAUCAUCAUCUGGCUUAAUAGCAGAGACAACUCUGGGAGUCAGCAACUGGGAAAUAAGCUGAUAAUUUAUCCACCAUUUGUAUCUCUCUCUCUCUUAUCUCUCCCUUCUUCCUCUUAGUAACAGUUUGAAAAGUUGUGACUCCUCCUCAGUUUGCUUCUCUUCUGUAACUUCUACUUCUUCUUUUUUCUUCCUUUUGUUUAGUUUGGGUCAUUGGGUGUAUAUCUGUUGACGGCUUGAUGCAUUUCAAUUGUAAAAGAAUAUUGGGGUUAUAUAUAUUUGGGCUAAUGAAUAAAAAUAUUUUGAGUCUGAGUUUGAGGUUUA